UUGAUUGCUUAGAUCCAACGUGCUCCAACCACGGAGUCUGUGUGAAUGGAGAAUGUCUCUGCAGCCCGGGUUGGGGUGGAAUAAAUUGUGAGCUCCCCAGAGCCCAGUGUCCAGACCAGUGUAGUGGGCACGGUACCUACCUGUCUGACACAGGUCUUUGUAGCUGUGAUCCCAACUGGAUGGGUCCCGACUGCUCCGUCGAAGUGUGCUCUGUAGACUGUGGCACUCACGGGGUGUGCAUUGGCGGAGCAUGUCGCUGUGAAGAAGGGUGGACAGGAGUGGCGUGUGACCAGCGUGUGUGUCAUCCCCGUUGUACGGAGCACGGAACUUGUAAAGAUGGGAAAUGUGAAUGCAGAGAGGGCUGGAAUGGGGAGCACUGCACCAUUG
This is a messenger RNA of Fulmarus glacialis (Northern fulmar), 387 nucleotides long. Its product is annotated as teneurin-2-like. Gene Ontology annotation, biological process: heterophilic cell-cell adhesion; neuron development. Gene Ontology annotation, molecular function: protein heterodimerization activity; protein homodimerization activity; cell adhesion molecule binding. Lineage: Eukaryota; Metazoa; Chordata; Aves; Procellariiformes; Procellariidae. The transcript is spliced from 2 exons. The annotation marks the transcript as partial. The record is from RefSeq and is a predicted model, not a curated record. Gene Ontology annotation, cellular component: neuron projection.